Molecule: messenger RNA, 4218 nt
Organism: Pseudozyma hubeiensis SY62
Lineage: Eukaryota; Fungi; Basidiomycota; Ustilaginomycetes; Ustilaginales; Ustilaginaceae
Product: ribosomal RNA-processing protein
Exons: 1
Coding region: 1-4218 (1405 amino acids)
Source: RefSeq, a predicted model, not a curated record
AUGCUCGAACUCGCCAGAUCGCCCUCGUCGCCUCCCUCGCUCCUCAACAACGUUCUCUACCUCUUGUCCAUCGUCGCGCCCAACGUAUCCUCAGGUAUUACCCGUGCAAAGCUGAGCACUAUCGUACCCGCCGUCGGCAAGCUGCUCAGCUCGCCGCACCCGUCCACCUUCAACGUCAACGACACCUCGGCCGCAGAAAACUACGCUUCGGCGCUCAAAUCGGCGCUCGCCAUCCUUCAGGCCAUCUACACUGCCUUCGAGGCAGACGUAUCCAUGCUCGAAAAGGACGGUCCGUUGCGCUCAUGCUGGGCAGCUGCCCUCAACCUCUGCGCCGAUUCCCGCCCCAAAGUUCGAAGACGUGCACAGCUCCUCGUUACCACCAUCCUUCCCACCACAGCAGCCGCAUCCGUCAAGCCGUAUCACCCUUACCUCAAGAUCACCUUUGACUGGGUCAUCUCCACCUUGACCCAUGUCGCCGAUGCUGGCUCUGUCUCUGCCUCGACCGCCUUCAAGGACAAGCACAAGAAGAAGAAGGAUGACCCGCUUCACCCCAAAUACGACAAGAAGUCCGGCACUGCCAAGCAGGCGCAGGCCGCCGCCGCGCUCCGACAGAACCAGGGCGACACCGCUUCCGUCGGCAUCUGGGUGUGCGGCUUUGCCAAGCAGACCAUCAACAUCCUCCCCAUCGCCCAGGUCGACGACCUCGUCGCUGCGUUGCUCCGCUUACCAGGCAUUCAGAAUCCCUUCUUAACUGUAGCCGCUUUCGACGUCUUUGAGGCUUUCCUCAAGACUUGCCGACCCAGCAUCUCGUCCGGCGUCGCGCAAGCGGAUGCUCUCCUGAUCCAGUCGCACGUCACCUCGACUCCCAGCAGCAUCGGAGAAAAGACGCUCGCCAGCCUGCUGGAGUCGCUUCGUUCGCCUGCCUUUGUGCCAUCCAGCGCCGACGUUCAGCUGCUGCCUGCCUACCUUCGCGCGCUCGAGCACGCCAUGUCGGCCUACUCUCGUUUCGAACAAGGCGCGCCUGCUUGGCGUCUCGCUCCGCAGGUGUGGAACGACGUCUUUGCACUCUCCCUGUCGGCCAAGUCGGAUGCUUCGCGCACCGCCCCUGCUGUGCGCUCCGCGGGUCGAGACACUCUGAUCGCGCUCCUGCGCUACUGCGUGCCCGACGCUGCCGUCGCCGAUGCGCUCAAGGCGUCCUUUGCCAAGAAGAAGGCCGCCAACGCUCCCCUCCUCGACAUGAUCCAGUCGAUCGAAGACGCGCUCGGUAAGGACUCGCUCCAAUACAUGCACUCGCGCGCCGAGAUCCUCUCUGUGCUCGCCUCGCUCAUCGCACGCUUGCGAUACCACACCGUGCCCAAGACGCAGCCUCCUCACCCCGCCGCCGCUUCGCUCACCAUGCACAUCGUGCAGACCAUUGCACAGCUGCGCCAGGAGCCUACUUUUGAGCAUCGCGAGUACGCUGACACGGUCAUCGCCACCGCCGUCGAGGUCUGCGGCCCGCGUCUGCUCCUCGAAGCGCUGCCGCUCAACCUCUUUGGCGAGGCCGACGGCCCCGGCCGAGCUUGGCUCCUGCCGCUCAUCCGUACCAAGAUCAACAACACCGAGCUCAGCCACUUUACCGGCGAUCUCGUCGCGCUCUCGGAAAAGAUCUUCUACAAACGACAAGAGGCGGAAACCGAUGGACGUCCCGUCGAGGCAAAGAUGUACGAGGCGCUCACCGAGCAGAUCUGGGCGCUGUUCCCCGCGUAUUGCGCCAUGCCUCGCGACCUCAUCUCCGCCUUCACCCGACAAUUCGCCGAGCUGCUCACCAAUGUGCUGUAUACGCAAUCCAACCUGCGUCCCUCGAUCUGCCGCGGUCUCCAGGCUCUCGUCUACCGCAACGAGGCGCUCGUCUCGUCCGGCGCACCUUCCGACUCGCUCAAGCACGCCUUCGGCCUCGACCAGGCUGACGGCAAGGCCAACAUCGCCCACCUCUCGGCCAUCGCCCCCAACCUACUCGCCGUGCUCUUCAACGUCUUUUCGCAAUCGCCAGGAGAAGGCCGUGGCUUUGUGUACGACACGAUCGCCGCGUACCUGCGCGUCAUGUCGCCACAGGAUGUGCAAAACACCUACGUCAAAGUCAAGACGACGCUCGAGCAGGCGCUGCCCACCCUCUCCACCAAGCAGAAGCGCAACCAGAAGGAGAGCCUCAACGCACCUCCGCCUGUGCCCUACACCAUGCUCGACCUGCUCUCUGCGCUCAUCCCCCACCUCGACAAGAGUGCCCAGGGCUCGGCCUCCGACUUGUUUGCGCUCAUCUGCCAGGACAACGUGCUGCGCUCGCACGAUUCGACCGUGCAGAAGAAGAGCUACCGUAUCCUCAGUCGCUUGCUGGAAGGUGACGCUGGCAAGCAGAUUUUGCUCGUGUCUGGCGACGGCAAGGCCGCCAAUCGUGUCGGUGAAUUGCUCGAGAAGCUGCGCGACUCGACGGCCAGCGUUGCCCUCGGCGCCAAGCGCGACCGCGUCCUGCUUCUUGCCACGCUCGUGCCCAACAUCCCCUCGGACGAGCUUCACCACUUGCCCAGCAUCAUCCCCGAAGCCGUGCUCGCCACCAAGGAGGUCAACGCGCUGACGCGACAGAACGCGUACGAGCUGCUCGUCCAGAUGGGCAACAAGAUGGAGCAGGGCGGCGUCAUCAACCGUCAACUCGUCGACGGCCACGCUGCUGCUGCUGCCGCCGCCGCCGCUGAUGGCGAAGACGAAGACGAUAGCGAGAUGGCCGACGCCGGAGUCGUUUCGGCUUCGAUUGGCGAGUACCUCACCAUGGUCGCUGCCGGUCUCGCCGGCACUACGCCGCACAUGAUCAGCGCCACCAUCACCGCCCUCUCGAGGCUGGUGUACGAGUUCAAGGAGACGCUGGAACGCGAAGUGCUCGACGAGCUGCUCAGCACCAUCGAGGUGUAUCUCCAAUCGGCCAACCGCGAGAUUGUCAAGUCGGCCAUCGGCUUUGUCAAGGUGGCGAUCGUCGAUUUCAACACGGCGCUGAUCGACGCGCACCUGCCCAAGCUCAUCCCUGCGCUGCUCGGAUGGUCUACCGAGCACAAGCAGCAUUUCAAGGUCAAGGUUCGUCACAUCUUUGAGCGUCUGCUGCGUCGCUUCGGAUUCGAGCGCAUCUACCAACUCACGGACGAGGACAACCGCAAGCUGAUCAACAACAUCCGCAAGCGUAAGGAGCGAGCCAAGCGCAAGAGGGCCGAUGCUGCUGCCGAGCGCGAGGCUGGCGUUCCGGAGGACGAUGACGAGCCAGGACUUGCGCCUCGCAUUCUCAAGACCAAGGGCGGCAACGAUGCGUUCGAGGAGGUGGUGUACGGAUCCGAGUCGGACAUCUCGGACUCGGACGAGGACGGUGACGACGACGACGAUGGCGCCGCCGCCGCCGACGGACGCAAGGGAGGCACAGCAGCUGCUCUGGCUCGCAACCGCAACCGCAAGAAUGGCGGCGAUGGUGAGGAGAAAGGCGGCCGAGGCAACCGUCGUCGCGCCAAGCAGCAAGACGAGGCCUACAUCGAGAUGGACGAUGACGACGACGUGCCCAUGGAUCUGCUGGAUCGCAGCGCCACAGCGCGCAUCUCUUUGACCAACCCGAACGCCAAGAACGGCGCCAACGGCCGCAACAAGAAGCGACAACCUGGACAAGAGGCGAGCAAGUUUGCGCUGGACGAGGAGACCGGACGCAUGCUCAUCGACGACGACGACGCCCCCUCUGGCAAGCCAUCCGCCGCCAAUUCGAAGCGAGUCUCGUUUGCGACCAGUGGAGCCGACUCUGCGCCCGUCGACGUGGACGGCGCGGGCACAGCGUACAUCAACCAAGCGCGCGGCGUCGACGGCAUGGCCCAGGUACGCGGCGGAGCGGUCAAGUUCAACAAGAACAACAAGCGAACGCGCGAAGCCGAACGCGAGAUGGAGCUGGAGCAGAUGGCGGUGGAAGAGGCGCAGGAUCGAGCGCGACAGGUGCAGAGCGGCAAACAGGCGGCCGCACCGUCGGACCGAAAGAAGCGCGUCAAGGAGACGAUCGGUAAAGAGUUCCGGGCGAAGCGCGGUGGCGGUGAUGUGAUUCGCAACGGAAAGAGUCCGUACGCGUACGUGCCGUUGAGCGAGGUUGCGGGUAAGAAGGCGAAGAACAGCGAGAAUGUAUCGUACACGGGCAAGGGUGAUAAGAGUCGCAAGCAGCGUCGUUGA